AUGGGCACCAUGGGGAGCUUCGCGCAAAGCUUGGGAGGAUCUCAAUCGUCGUCCGCGCCUCUAGAUCUCUCGAGCAUCACAGCAAUCACAGUCUCAGACUCCAGGCCAGCUAAUGUGGGCCAACGCAAGUCAACGCGCUGCUCAGCCAACACCCGUCCAAAGACAACAGCUUCCACCAAGCUCGCAAGCCCCCCCUCCCGCUCCUCUCAACCACAAGGCCUCCCCACACCUCAACAAUCUCAACCCCCGCACGAUGACAUGUUUCCUUCCGGCACACAAUUCGCCAACCGACUCGACGACUUCAGAAAUGGUGGACAAGGCAUUAGCAGUCAAUUGGGCGUUGGCGGUCAGCCCCAGACAGGAAACAUUGAAGAAUUCCCUCCUCUAGGCCGCAAUGCUGCUGCUGAUCUUCCCCUCGGGCGUUCUGGAGGCUUGAUGCAAGGUACAGGGUUUGGAAACUACGGACCUGGUUUAGGAUCAUCGCGGUCACCAGUCAGCCAAGUGCCAAAUGGCAUUUUGGGACAAGAGAAAGAAGAUCUGGGAAGCAAUGGAAUUCCCAACCAACGAAACUUCAGUGAUCCCCCGCAGCUUCAGCAACGGCAACCAGAAACCAGCGAUAGCCAAGAAGCAUCUGGUGCAUCCGCAAAUACUGAACAGCCGCCUCUUGCGCAGAUGAGCGAGCUUGACAGAUUUGGGCUGGCCGGCUUGCUGCGCAUGAUUCAUAGCGAAAGCCCUGACGUGGCGAGUCUCGCGGUUGGUCAAGAUCUCAUGACUUUAGGACUGGAUUUGAACCAGGCCGAACCCCUGCACACCUCUUUUGCUUCUCCGUUUGUUUCGGCAAUGUCGGCCGUGCCUCUGGAACAAGAUUUCUCCCUCCCGGCUUGCUACAAUGUUGCCAACAUUCAGCCCUUACAGUCUCGAAUCCCUGGGUUCAGUGAUGAGACGCUCUUUUACAUCUUCUACAGCAUGCCUCGUGACAUCAUGCAAGAGCUUGUGGCUGAGGAAUUGAUGGGACGCAAAUGGCGUUACCAUAAACUCGAGCGUUGCUGGUUGACUCGCGAUGAGACAUACCCCGGACCUGUUGAUGUGGAGCGUGGUGUCACAGAACGCGGCGUGUAUCUCCUCUGGGACCCUGUUUCCUGGAAAAAGAUCCGACGCGAAUUUAUUCUUCGAUAUGAGGACCUGGAUAACCGUCUUGACCCCAACCGAAGUGCUGCCCGACCAGUUGGUGUGCCGCACCCUGCUUCAUGA
Molecule: messenger RNA, 1251 nt
Organism: Penicillium brevicompactum
Lineage: Eukaryota; Fungi; Ascomycota; Eurotiomycetes; Eurotiales; Aspergillaceae
Product: NOT2/NOT3/NOT5 family protein
Exons: 6
Coding region: 1-1251 (416 amino acids)
Biological process (GO): regulation of DNA-templated transcription; nuclear-transcribed mRNA poly(A) tail shortening
Cellular component (GO): CCR4-NOT core complex; P-body
Source: RefSeq, a predicted model, not a curated record